Molecule: messenger RNA, 516 nt
Organism: Ambispora leptoticha
Lineage: Eukaryota; Fungi; Glomeromycota; Glomeromycetes; Archaeosporales; Ambisporaceae
Source: the annotation of a GenBank genome assembly
AUGUGGAAACUUUCAAUGGAUUUAAUAACAGCAUUUGAAAUACAAAAUCCUAAAGAUCAUUAUUUAUUUUCUACUGCUCAAGAAUUAACAGAACAAGGAUAUCAACGACUUUUUAAUCUUUAUAAUAAUGGAAUUCAAAGAACACGAGCUAUUUUACGUCAAGAUGUUUAUGGUCUUGAAGAUCGAAUUACUAUUGGACGACGCAAACGGGAAAUUAUAAGAUAUAAAAAUAGUGAUCUUAAUAUUAAGAAAAAAAGAAAAAGUGAAGAUACAAAAAGCAAAGAUAAAAUACAAACUGAAUAUCAACCAAAACGUCAAAAAAUAACAGAAACUUUAUCAAAAACAUUAAAAAAGAUUCGACGACAAACUACAACUAAGGAAAAAGAAAUUUUGAAUCAAUUUUUAUUAUAUUCUCAAUUAAAUGAUCAAAUUAUCAAUGACAUUCAGGAAAAAAUCCCCACUUGGGACAAAAAACGACUUAGAAAUUAUUAUUAUAAUAAUCGAAAUAAGAAAUAA